CCCUUUGCCCAUCAACAAACUACUACAACAUAAAGCAUUCCCCAGCUAGACAGGACAACACAGAGAGCUUUGCUCACUCGAAAAGCUUCGAAGCAACGAUGAAGAACACCAAGCUCGUGGCCAUCCUCGUUCUCCAGGCCGUCCUGGUCAUGGGGAUCCUCUCACACGUGAACGCCGACUAUUUCCCGCCGUGCUGCGACAACUGCAGGUCCUUCUCCGGCGUCGACGUCUGCGACGACCCCCACCCCCAGUGCCCCACCGGCUGCUCGGCGUGCCGCGUCGUGACGACUAACCCCCAGACGUGGCGGUGCGCCGACAUGAAGAACACCGUCGACGGCACCUGCGGGGGACCCUGCAAGAAGUACUGAUCGGUCCAAGCUCUGGACGACGACAUGAAGAUACUUAUACUCCGCCAAAAAUAAAGCUCAGAUGAGAUGAGCAGAAUCAUCGUAUUGUGCGUGCCGACAAUAUGUCGUCGUCGGCGUUUAUUGCUUGCCUAUUCUCUCUCUCGAGAAAUGUUGUUAUCGCUUGCCUAUCAGCUGUGUGUUGUGUCCUCUCCUCCGUCAAUAAAACAAACCUGUUGUGAUU
Lolium perenne is the source of this 588-nucleotide messenger RNA. Its product is annotated as Bowman-Birk type proteinase inhibitor B5. Gene Ontology annotation, cellular component: extracellular region. The record is from RefSeq and is a predicted model, not a curated record. Lineage: Eukaryota; Viridiplantae; Streptophyta; Magnoliopsida; Poales; Poaceae. Gene Ontology annotation, molecular function: serine-type endopeptidase inhibitor activity.